AUGGGAAGGAUCGGAAAGGAGGUGUUUGGCCAGGUGCUCAGCUUCAUCGGCUUCGUGGGGGUGGCAGUGACCACGGGUAUCCCCAUGUGGAGGGUAACCACUUACAUCGGUGCCAACAUCGUAACAGGACAGAUUGUGUGGGACGGCCUGUGGAUGAACUGCGUGAUGCAGAGCACGGGACAGAUGCAGUGCAAGAUAAAUGACUCAGUGAUGAGGCUAGCGACAGACCUUCAGGCAGCGAGGGCCCUGGUCAUCAUCUCCAUCAUCUUCAUCUUUGUCGGCCUGAUUGUCACCUUCAUUGGGGGCCAGUGCACCAGCACCCUGAAGUCUGAAUCCUCCAAGAGUAAAGUGACGAUCCUUGGUGGCAUCCUGCUGCUCAUUGGUGCUCUUCUGGUCCUCAUCCCCGUCUGCUGGUCGGCAGCGUUCACCAUCUCAGACUUUAAUAACCCUCUGACCAUCGAGACCCAGAGGAGGGAGAUAGGAGCCUCCAUCUACAUCGGCUGGGGCUCCACAGCGCUGCUCCUCAUCGGAGGGAUCAUCCUCUGCACCUCCUGCCCGCCCCAGAAGAUGUAUGGGUACCCAGGCUAUCCUCAAGGAGCACCCAUGUACCCCUAUCCAGGCCAACCAAUGGUCCAGGCAGGGCCCUAUGGGAGAGUUUACACCCCAGCCAGCAGACCCUACUCAGGGACAGGUUCGUAUGCACCAAGCAAGCCAUAUGCAGCACCAAUAGAAUACGCUGUACCUGGACGGCCUGGACAGUAUCUGUAACAAAGUGAAAUGGAAAGCGGGAACGUCUCCCUGAAUAUUGACUGGUAUUCUGGACCUUGAUGUUUUCAAGCUAUUGUUUUGGUUAGCUUUGCCUCUGAGUUUAAUUACACCACCAAAAUGUACUUAUAUCAUGUACUUUUGUCCACAUUGAUAUGUAGAUAUUGUUAUUGAUGAGAAUAACAUGCAAUUUAUAGACAUGAAAAUGAUUGUGUGAAUGAUAUUCAUUGUGUUUAUGAGUGUUUGCACUUUCACACAAGAGGAAGAAUCUGUUCUUUCAAAUGUUGACAAUGUAAAUCCUUAUGUCUUGACUACUAUACCAGUAUGCAAACAUUACAACAAAUAGUUUGAUAAUGAGAAUGGAUGUAGCGUAAAUUUUAAUUUUAGCAGCAACCUGUGUUCUCCCAUUGUGCAACCGAUACUGUUGUCUUGUAAAUAGCUGGCUGGUCUAUGACUUGUGAUGUAUCUGUACACAGAAAACAACCCAUUUUUCUGUAAAUAUGUAGUGCCUAUAUUUACCAAAUAUAAACACACACGUUAUUAUAUAAAACAA
This is a messenger RNA of Oncorhynchus tshawytscha (Chinook salmon), 1318 nucleotides long. RefSeq names its product claudin f (gene cldnf). The transcript has a single exon. Gene Ontology annotation, biological process: bicellular tight junction assembly; cell adhesion. NCBI's taxonomy places the organism in Eukaryota, Metazoa, Chordata, Actinopteri, Salmoniformes, Salmonidae. Gene Ontology annotation, molecular function: structural molecule activity. The record is from RefSeq and is a predicted model, not a curated record. The coding region runs from base 1 to 768 and encodes 255 amino acids. Gene Ontology annotation, cellular component: plasma membrane; bicellular tight junction.